GGAUAAUCUCUAGAUGUGGUGCACAUGGAAAAGGCGCCUGUAUUUAUGCUUUACACACGCGAGUACCAGCUUUGCGAACAGAAGCUGAACUGCACGCCACCGAACCGUACUUGACCACCUGACAAACAACCGGAAGUCGCGUCGCAGGGCGCGUUAAUGACGUCACACGCGGAACCAUGGUGUCUGUGUUCGAACGGCGCUCAUUGGCUACGCGCUCCUCUGACGACUUCCGCGUGCUUGCGCUCUCUGUUUAGGUGCCUCAGAGCUGCAGCGGCCCCGCUCUGGCACUGCCUUCAGUGGCACGUUACUGGCGAAAAUGUCCAAGUCGGAGCAAGUUUUAAUUCUCGAUCCACCGAGCGAUCUCAAGUUUAAAGGACCCUUUACCGACGUAGUGACCACAAAUCUCAAGUUGAGGAACCCUUCAGAUAAAAAAGUAUGUUUCAAAGUGAAGACCACAGCACCUCGCAGGUACUGCGUACGGCCAAACAGCGGCAUCGUCGAACCCGGCACCAGCGUCACAGUCUCCGUGAUGCUGCAGCCGUUUGAUUACGAUCCCAAUGAGAAAAGUAAACACAAGUUUAUGGUACAGACCAUCGUUGCUCCGCCGAAUGUUUCGGACUUGGAAGCCGUGUGGAAGGAUGCAAAACCUGAAGAUCUGAUGGAUUCCAAGCUGAGGUGCAUCUUUGAGCUGCCAUCUGAUAACGAUAAGAUGAAUGAUGUUGCCAGCCCUGUGCUUAAUGCUGCAAAAGCAGAUGGUUCCUUAGUCACCAAGGCGAGCUGCUCCUCCCUGGAUGACACAGAGGUGAAGAAGCUCAUGGAGGAGUGCAAGAGGCUCCAGUGCGAAGCUUCCAAACUUGCCGAUGAGAAUCGAACCCUGAAGGACAGGGGCUUGAGCAUGAGGAGCGCUCCACCCAUGGAAAGCUUUGUAUCGAACACACGUGUCGCAGCAGGCAGAGACCACAGCUCCGGCUCUCUCCCCUCCCUGCUCGUCGUCAUCGCUGCCAUUUUCAUCGGAUUCUUCCUGGGGAAGUUCGUCUUGUAGGAGAAGAGAAGCACCGCAGCCGUGUCUUUGUCUUCUGGAAGGCCGAGGAGGGAAACGUGUUCCGUGUACCUGCCGCGUAUUGGCAGGCGCCCGCGCAGCCCCGACUAGGUCCGCGUUCAGACGGCAUUGUCACGAGUCGUUUUAACGGUCUCUCCCACACGGUUAUUUCCCAUCCACUCUAGAACAUGGACAUACUCCGUAAUUUGUUUUUGCUUUGUUUUCACUUCUUCGGCGAUGUGAUGCGUUUGCGGACUGAACGAAGAAGAAGAACAAAAUCCUCAAUUUGUCAGAGCAUCGGUGUGGGGAAGGUCAGGGCACCACAUGGGCACCUUGGUUGAAAUUCCAAAGCAAGUAAAUUUGUUUGUUCUUUCUCUUUAUAGUUCUAAUGUUUGGAAAGAAUACAUGUUAUUGUAAAUGUUAUUUUAUUCAUUUUAAAGCAGGAAAAAACUACAAACAAAUCUUCAUAAUGUUGCUGGAUCACCUCUGAAUUGUGUUAAAUGGAAUCCUAAUUGUUUUCUUUUGGGGGGGGGGGGGGUGAGAAUGUGUGAAGCUCGAGGGAUGCAGUGCCUCCUUUUAUGCAUAUUUUCGAAAUGAUUUCCUAUCCUUGCUGACUGCAACUUGUAUUAAUAAAAUUACUUGUUUCUCUCUAUGUCCAUUGUAAGGCAAAUGCUGACUGAAAUAAGGUCUCCAUUCUUACAGUACUGUUCCAUGAUAUUUAACGUUGAUAAAAUAAUAAAAUCUUUAGCAUUUUA
Molecule: messenger RNA, 1794 nt
Organism: Scleropages formosus (Asian bonytongue)
Lineage: Eukaryota; Metazoa; Chordata; Actinopteri; Osteoglossiformes; Osteoglossidae
Product: vesicle-associated membrane protein-associated protein A-like
Exons: 6
Coding region: 317-1042 (241 amino acids)
Biological process (GO): neuron projection development
Cellular component (GO): plasma membrane; endoplasmic reticulum membrane
Molecular function (GO): FFAT motif binding
Source: RefSeq, a predicted model, not a curated record